This is a messenger RNA of Ipomoea triloba (trilobed morning glory), 3503 nucleotides long. Its product is annotated as protein SMG7L-like. Gene Ontology annotation, molecular function: telomerase RNA binding; protein binding; telomeric repeat DNA binding. Gene Ontology annotation, biological process: nuclear-transcribed mRNA catabolic process, nonsense-mediated decay. The coding region runs from base 281 to 3226 and encodes 981 amino acids. Lineage: Eukaryota; Viridiplantae; Streptophyta; Magnoliopsida; Solanales; Convolvulaceae. The record is from RefSeq and is a predicted model, not a curated record. Gene Ontology annotation, cellular component: telomerase holoenzyme complex. The transcript is spliced from 6 exons.
GCAUUAUAGUCUUUUCACUGUUCAUCAGUCAGCACCAGCCACCCCGUGCCUUGUCUUGUCUCCACAACGAAAAAACAAUUUAGUAACAAAAACCUGUUAGUUUCACUCUUUGCUGUUUCUUUCUUUCUUGAAUUUUCUCUCUCCAUCAAAGGAUUCAUCUUUGUUCCUGAGUUCUUCAAGAUUUUGCUGUGAUUUCUGCAAGGACUAUACAUUCGUCCAAGUCACAGAUGAGGAGAUUGAUUAGUUGAAGAAGUUUGUUUAAACUUAAUUUACAGUAAUCAUGAACAUUGAUGAAGCUACAACGUUCAAAGAUCAGAAGGAAAAAUUGAAUACUUUUCUUGAGAUUGCUGAUACAGAGAAACAAUUGUUGGCUGCAAUCUAUUCUAAAGGUUUGUUGAAUAAAGAUGUCCAAGAUCUUUAUCACAAAGCCCGUUCUAGUUAUGAGAAUAUCAUUUUGAAUGAUUAUGAAGUUUUGGGGCUUCAAGAGGUUGAGUACUCUUUAUGGAAGCUUCACUAUAAGCACAUUGAUGAGUUCCGCAAAAGGAUUCGACAAGCUAAUGCUGAGAAAAAGAAAAGUGAAGCUUCAGAGUCGGAUACAAAUUCCCAUCUAGACGUUGACAAACAUAUGGAAGGAUUCAAGUCAUUUCUAUCUGAAGUGACUGAUUUUUACCAAGAUUUGGUCAAAAAGCUGAGGAAGAGCUGUGGUCUUACAUCGGAGGUCUUUCUACGUAAGAAGGGCAGCCCCUUGUGUUCAACUGAACAUUUGAAAUUCCCUCAGUGUCAAUAUGCUUGCCAUCGUUUUCUAGUUUGUCUUGGAGAUCUAGCCAGGUACACCGAACUUUGUAAGAAGCCCGAUGCCUGCAAGUGGUCAGUUUCUGCUGCGUAUUACCUGGAAGCAUCCCGGAUUUGGCCAGAUAGUGGGAACCCCCAUAAUCAGCUGGCACUCUUGGCAACAUACAUUAGUGAUGCGUUUCUUGCUUUGUAUCACUGUGUAAGAAGUUUGGCUGUCAAGGAGCCGUUUCCUGAUGCCUGGAAUAACCUCAUGUUGCUCUUUGAGGAGAACAGGUCAUCUCAUUUUCAUUCCCUUUCCAAUGGGGCGUACAUUGAUUUGCUAAAACCAUCGGAGAAAACUUCCUUGCAAACUGUAUCUCAAGCAAGCUAUGGUUCUUCAAACAUCAAUAAAUUGGAAUCCAAUGGAAGUGUUUCCUCAGAAAAAUCUGAUAUAUGGCCUCUGUUUGUCAGAUUGAUAAGUUUCUUUCUAGUGAUAUCCAGUUUAGAGGAUUUUUCCCACACACUAGCCUCCACUGUGAGACAAUUGGAAGCUCUGAUGGCAUUAGGCGAUGAGGAACUAAAGGCUGCACUGGAAUCCUAUCAGCAUAUGGAUCCAUCUAGAAGCGGCCCAUAUCGUGCCCUUCAACUUGUCACCAUAUUCAUCUAUAUCAUCCACAGCCUGACUGAAAGUGGGGAAGGGGAGGUGAUGAAAGCAGAAAACAAGGAGUCUGAUCUGACAAAAUUGGCACUUGCAGCCAUUUUCAUUUGCACUGGUCGUCUUAUCGAGAGAUGUCUGAAAGGAAGCCAUCCGGAAGUAUGUCCACUCUUACCCGCUGUGUUGGUGUUUGCUGAAUGGCUAGGUAACACACUUCAAAGAGCAGAAGCAUAUGCUGCAGACGAAAGGGUAAGGAGUUCUAUGUCUUACUUUUUCGGUGCUUUUUCUGAUCUUCUGAACCGACUUGAACUCAGUGAGAAUGAAAUUGCUCUGGACUAUGCUGCUCUUUGGGAAGACUAUGAGCUUAGGGGUUUUGAUCCACUGGCACAUGCACACAUGACACUAGAUUUCACAGGUCAUCAGGAAUGUGUGGACAACUUCAGUAGUAUGAGUACAUGUAGGUCAUGGCGAAUAUUUCUUGCUGCAAAAAAACUUUCAGGUAAGUCCAGGGACUCGAAUAAGUGGAUCAUGUAUGAUGAAUUGGUUAAAAAGUUCUACACAGUGAAAUCCCGAUGUCCAGACCAAGUGAAUUCAAGUAUUCAACCACAAGAAUUGCAUGAGCACGAAUCGGGGAACACAAAUGAGCACAUGGAAAGUCUUAACAGCCAGUCUGUUACUGCUGAAGAGGAAGAAGUCAUUCUCUUUAAGCCUAUCAUGAGACAUAAUUCAGCACCGAUAUAUACAUCCACCCCCGGUAGUGAUCAAUUCUCUGUUGAAGGCGUAAAGGAAGUCACAACAACUCUUUCAGAUGAAUCCUUACGUCGUUCCACAUCUUUGAUCACCGGGCAAAACCUGACAGGUCUUGAUCCUUUAAGUUUUUACCCUGAUACCGCUAAUUCUAGAUAUACGAAGCCAUUCAAGCCACAAGAGCCUACCUUGAGGGACUCUGCAGCUUAUCCUGCUGGACCUCCAUCUCUCAAUGCUUGGGUCCUUGACAGUGGAAGUUCGAGAAAAGAAAGAGGUGUAAGGGGUUUGAAUAUGCACAAGUUAAGCCCUAUCGAGGAAUUAGCCUCGCAAUCCUUCAAUAACCUCUCCAUCAAUGAAACAAAGGAUCCCAUAACCAGUUCUAGCCAUGUUUCUGUAGCUCCUCCUUAUGUAACUCCGGUGCCUUCUGCCCCACUGUUGCCAGAAGAUGCUUCUUGGUUUAAAGGAAACUCAUUGGGCUUUCCCGAGUUCAAAAGCCCUUCAGCAACUAAGGAAGGCAAUGGUAUUCUUGGUGCACCACCAGUUAGUGGAUACUCAAGCCGGUUAACAACUCGUGGACCAUUUGAUUUUGUGGCAGGACCUCCUGGUUUUGUUGAUGGAUACCCACCACAGAUUGGGAUGAGUUCUUCUGAGUGGCUCUAUCACUAUAGGAACACUCAAAAUGUUGAGCGGGUUAACAACAAUAAUCACCUAUGGCCUUCUCACCUAAACGCACCAACUACCCUUGGGAACGUGAGUACAACUAAUGUUGCCAGGUUUGAUUUUCUAGACCAAUGGGGAAACCGUUUGGUUUCAAGUCCAAUGGUGUAUUUGGAAAGCCCACAAUUGCUUCCAAGUCCUCUCAUGUACAGCGUAGUAGAUGAACAAAGGCGGGAUAAGCCUCUACUUAGCUACCAGAGACCGUCUCCUUAUUCUUUUGGUACCGCUAUGGAGUUGAAACCAGAGCAACCAAUUUUGCCACACUAUCUAAAAGACGGAGAAUGGCAAGUACAGCCUGAAUCUCAAUAUAGAGCUCCAUCUUUCAUGGGGAACUGAGUCUAAUAGAUCAUAUAUACUUCUCAUACCAUUGCUUGUUAUUGUGAAUUUGUUUUUGACUAUGUGCCUCACAUUGCAAUUUACCAUUCAUCACAUCUUCAAUUGGUUACAUUACAGGGAAUUUAGCUGCAUUCACAAUUUCACAUGUAAUGAUGUAUUGAUGUAGAUAUGUUCUUGUUGCACUCUUUAGUUGUGAGGUUGGGACUAGAGAUCCCACUCCCAGGAUGCUGUACCUUUGCAUACUGUCUAUGAUGAAUGUAUGUUCUCAAGUUGUAAA